AUAAGCAACCUAUUCACUCGGCCCUUGAAGACACCCAGGUUAUAUCCUUCAGGAAAUACAGACUCUGGCAAAGAAUUCCACUCCUUAGCAGUACGUUGUUGUUUAAAUUAAUUUGACAUUUUAUUUUUAAUGGCGUAAGCUGGUAAACGAGCAUAUGGAUCACCUGAUGGUAAGCAAUCGGCGUCGCCCAUGGACACCAGAGGUGUUACAAGUGCGAUACCAGCCUUUCGGGGAUUGGGGAAAUUCGGAAGAAGGGUAAUUGGGCGUCUGAUAACCUCACUCACACGACGAAACACAACGCAAGUGUUGUUUCACAUAAGGUUUACUGUAAGGCAGUGGUAUCACUCCGGUCGAAUCGACCCAUUCGUGCCGAAGCAUGGCUCUCCGACACUUAAAAUAACAUAAAUAAACGGUAUAUAAUUAUAUCCCUAGGGAUAUUUUAACGAAACUAUGUAUUAUUUUCGUAAGUACCUAC
Molecule: messenger RNA, 475 nt
Organism: Spodoptera littoralis (African cotton leafworm)
Lineage: Eukaryota; Metazoa; Arthropoda; Insecta; Lepidoptera; Noctuidae
Source: the annotation of a GenBank genome assembly